UAAAACGUCACAACUCGCAGGGACAGGGAACUGAAGCAAUUCAUAUUAUUACAAGGAAAGUCGCAAUUCCAGAAACGCGACAAUAGUUCAAGCAUUGCGCAUGUGGCGGAGACACGGGAAGUGUCCUUUUCCGUCCACGUUACACUAAACAUCUCGAAUCCCAGAUCUCUCUCUCUCUCUCUCUCAUUCGCUGUACAGAAUCGUGCUGUAAAUUGUCUCCGGCGACGGCAAACCGCUUCCUUGUCACCGUUAACCGCCUUUCAAAUAAUUCUCCGGCGAAAAAUCUAGCGAUUCACUAAGACAUGAGUAACAGCGAGCUCCUCCAAAUCGAACCUCUCGAACUUCAAUUCCCAUUCGAAUUGAAGAAGCAGAUCUCAUGUUCCUUGCAAUUAACCAACAAAUCAGAUAAUUACGUUGCCUUCAAGGUCAAGACGACGAAUCCAAAGAAGUAUUGCGUGAGGCCAAAUACAGGAGUUGUAUUGCCCCAUUCUACUUGUGAUGUCACAGUUACAAUGCAAGCACAAAAGGAGGCUCCACCUGAUUUGCAAUGCAAGGAUAAAUUCCUCCUCCAGAGUGUAGUUGUUGGCCCAGGUGUAACCACAGAAAAUAUCAAACCUGAUGUGUUUAACAAGGAGUCGGGGAACCGUGUUGAAGAAUGCAAACUGAGAGUUUCCUAUGUUCCACCCCCACAACCCCCUUCGCCUGUGCGAGAAGGCUCAGAGGAAGGCUCCUCACCAAGGGCUUCAUUGUCGGACAAUGGCACUGUAAAUCAGAUUCCUGACUAUAACAGCAUGUCCAGAGCAUAUGUUGACUCACUGGAGAACACACCAGAGGUUAAAGCUCUGAUCUCCAAGCUGAGUGAGGAGAAAAAUAUUGCAAUUCAGCUAAAUAACAAGCUUAUGCAAGAACUGGAGCUCUUGAGGCGUCAAGGUAACCGGAAUCAUGGAGGCAUCCCAUUCAUAUAUGUUGUUAUUGUUGGCUUGAUUGGCAUCCUUUUGGGGUAUCUUCUGAAGAGAACAUGAUUCCGAAACCCAAUGUGCAUCAUCGUUACACUCACGUUGUCCGAUCGUUUAAAAAAGUUAAGACAUUGAAGUCAAUUAUUUAAGUGAUUGAGAAGAGCUUUGUGUUCUAUUUAGUAGUUUGGUUGACAGCAGGAAAAACGCUGGCUUUGAUGAUGCUCCAAGAGCAUUCAUUAUGUGACUAGUUGCUUUUUUACAGGUUCACUUCUUUAACUUGAGAAGAAUAUUUAUUCAACUAGCUUAAUGUUUCUCGUGAUUUGCGUUUUCUUACUGUUUAAAUUGGAUUGUUCUAGAUUUUUCUCUUUA
Molecule: messenger RNA, 1325 nt
Organism: Olea europaea var. sylvestris
Lineage: Eukaryota; Viridiplantae; Streptophyta; Magnoliopsida; Lamiales; Oleaceae
Product: vesicle-associated protein 1-1-like
Exons: 8
Coding region: 303-1022 (239 amino acids)
Biological process (GO): endoplasmic reticulum membrane organization
Cellular component (GO): endoplasmic reticulum membrane; plasma membrane
Source: RefSeq, a predicted model, not a curated record